This is a messenger RNA of Phycodurus eques (leafy seadragon), 6605 nucleotides long. RefSeq names its product tenascin-like. Lineage: Eukaryota; Metazoa; Chordata; Actinopteri; Syngnathiformes; Syngnathidae. Gene Ontology annotation, molecular function: protein binding. The record is from RefSeq and is a predicted model, not a curated record. The transcript has 22 exons. The coding region runs from base 4 to 5085 and encodes 1693 amino acids.
AUCAUGGGGAUGAAAGGCCUCAUCUUGGGCUGCGUGGUUGUGGCCAUGGUCCUCGAGCCCUCCACUGCUGGCCUGGUAAAGAAGGUCAUACGGCAUCGCAGAGAGGCUCUAAUGCCUAAGAAGAACCAAGAGAACCUCACACUACCAAACCCUGACCAACCAGUUGUCUUCAACCACGUCUACAACAUAAAUGUUCCCUCCACAUCCCUCUGUUCCGUGGACCUCGAGUCACCUGGCGGCACCGUGCCCAAUCACAAGAAUAACCCACUGGACAUGCAAAACACUGAGUACAUGGAGCACACGGUGGACGGUGACAAUCAGAUCGUCUUUACCCACCGCAUCAAUAUCCCCAAGCAGGCGUGUGGCUGCAACAACCAGCCACCUGAUAUAAAAGAAAUCCUGAACAGACUGGAGAUGUUGGAGUCAGAACUUUCCAGUCUGAGAGAGCAAUGUGGCAGUGGGGCAGGUUGCUGUGGAUCUCAAAUUACUGGAGAGGUUGCCACAAAGCCUUACUGUAAUGGCCGUGGGAAUUGGAGCACUGACACCUGCAGCUGUGUAUGUGAGCCAGGGUGGAAAGGCCCCAACUGUACAGAACCUGAAUGCCCCAAUGACUGCCAGGACCAGGGCCGCUGUGUGGAUGGGAAAUGUGAAUGCUUUGAAGGCUUCAGUGGGGAUGACUGCAGCGCAGAGCUUUGCCUGCUGGACUGUGGUGAUUACGGUCAUUGUGUUGAAGGGUCUUGUCUGUGCGAGGAGGGCUUCAUUGGUGAGGACUGCUCCCAGACAAACUGCCUCAACAACUGUCUGGGUCGUGGACGUUGCGUUGAUGACGAGUGUGUCUGCGAUGAGCCUUGGACGGGCUUUGACUGCUCUGAACUCAUCUGUCCAAAUGACUGCUACGACCGUGGACGCUGCGUCAACGGCACUUGCUUCUGUGAUGAUGGCUUCACCGGAGAAGACUGUGGUGAUCUCACUUGUCCUGGCAACUGUAACAACCGGGGCAUGUGUGUGAACGGACAGUGUGUGUGUCAGAGCGGCUACAGUGGAGAAGAUUGUUCCAAGCUCACCUGUCCCCAAAACUGCAAUGAGCGAGGGCAUUGCUUCAACGGGAAAUGUAUCUGUGACCCAGGUUUUGAGGGUGAAGACUGCUCUGUUCUUUCAUGCCCUGAAAACUGCAGCAACAAAGGCCUGUGUAUAAAUGGAGAAUGUUUGUGUGAUGAAGAAUACCAAGGUGAGGACUGUAGUGAGCUGUCCUGCCCUAACAACUGCCUAGAUCGUGGGCGCUGUGUUUCUGGCCAAUGCAUAUGUGAUAAAGGGUUCACUGGCGAGGACUGCAGCAUCAAGACCUGUCCCAAAGAUUGCAUGGGACGUGGGGAGUGUGUAGAUGGAAAGUGUGUGUGCUUCGCUGGUUUUACGGGUAAAGGCUGUGGUGAGCUGACCUGCCCCAAUAACUGUCUCGGCCGUGGCCACUGUGUGAACGGCCAAUGUAUUUGUCACAAGGGUUUCACUGGUGAUGACUGCAGUGAGAAGACCUGUCUCAAAAACUGUCUGGACAGAGGAUAUUGCAAUGAUGGCAUCUGUGUGUGCUAUGAAGGCUUCACUGGGCUCGAUUGCUCCAUCAUAACCUGCCCUGGGGACUGCCAGAACCAGGGACGCUGUGAAAAUGGAGUGUGUGUCUGCAAUGAGGGUUUCAUUGGUGAAGACUGCUCUGCUGUUUCACCGCCAAAGGACCUAACUGUGGAAGAGGUCACACCUGAGACAGUGGAUCUGUCUUGGGAGAAUGAGAUGCGUGUGACGGGGUACCUCAUCACCUACAGUCCCACAGCCCCUGGAGGUCUGGAGCUGGAUGUGCGGGUGCCCGGCGACCAGAAGAAGGCCACUAUUAGAGAGCUCGAACCAGGCAUUGAGUACCUGAUCAGUGUCUAUGCUAUUCUCAAUAACAAGAGGAGCAUUCCUGUUACCGCCAGGGUGGCAACACACCUUCCUGAGCCUGAGGGAUUGAAGUUCAAGACAGUGCGUGCGACAUCUGUAGAGGUACAAUGGGACCCACUGGACAUCCCCUUUGAUGGCUGGAACCUCAUCUUCAGAAACACUAAAGAGGAGGAUGGUGAGAUUUUGAGCUCCCUCGGCCGUCCAGACACGACCUUUGAGCAGUCUGGCUUGGGCCCUGGCCAGGAGUACGAAGUCAAACUGGAGGUAGUGAAGAACAAGAAGCGUGGACCACCUGCCUCCAAGAAUGUUAUCACAAGAAUUGACGCCCCGAGCCAGGUGAACAUACGCGAUGUGACAGACACAACGGCACUGGUGACCUGGUUCCAGCCUGUGGCCGAUGUGGAUGGGAUCAGUGUUUCUUUUGGACCUGGCCCCAGCCCUGCUGAUCACAGCGUGGUUGAGCUUUCCUCCACAGAUACCCAAUACCACCUCGGAGGCCUCAUACCAGACAUCCUAUAUGAGGUGUCUCUGACAGCCAGGAAGGGAGACCAGUCCAGUGUCCCUGUCUAUGAAUCAUUCCUCACAGACUUGGAUGCCCCCAGAGACCUUCAGAAGCUGGAGCUGACUGAUGAAAGCAUCACUCUUGAAUGGAAAAACAGCCAAGCACAGGUGGACAACUAUCGCAUUAAGUAUGGACCUCUGUCUGGAGGCGAGCACAGAGAACUGCUCUUCCCUGCCGGUCCCAAAGAAACAACACAGGCCAAGAUCAUCGGUCUGAGACCGGGCACAGAGUACGGAAUGGGAGUGACAGCAGUGAAAGGUGAACGGGAGAGUCUGCCCACGACCACCAAUGCUGUGACCGCUCUGGAUGCACCAAAGGACCUAACUGUUGCAGAGGUGACAGAGACAACGAUGAUGUUGGAGUGGAGGCGCCCCCUGGCUAAGCUGGACUCCUACCGACUUGUCUGUGUUUCCGCUGAUGGCCAAAGGGCAGAGGAAGUGGUCCCGGGAGGAUCUGAGUCUCAUACCUUGAGAGGCCUAACACCAGGCAUGCUCUAUACCAUCGGCAUCACUGCCGAGAGGGGCCGCAGGACGAGUGCACCGGCCACCAUCUCAGCACCUACAGUUGAGGAGAAGCCCAUGGUGACUAAUGUCACUAUCAGCGAUGUGUCAUGGGACAGCUUCCUCCUAUCCUGGUCUGCAGUGGAGGGGGCCUUUGAAGCAUUUCUGAUCGAGGUUACUAAUGCAGAGACGGGCGCUGAGUGGCAAAAUCACACUGUGCCUGCCGAUGCUCGCAGCAUUGUCAUCUCUGGCCUCACGCCCACCACCUGGUACAGGGCCAAUCUGUACGGGGUGUACAGGGGCCUCUUCUUAGACCCUGUCUUUGCAGACACCAUCACAGAGAUUGAACCACAGGUGCAGGCUCUCCGACUGUCUGACAUCACUCCUGAGAGCUUUAGAUUGGUCUGGAUGGCAGAAGAUGAUGCCUUCGACACCUUUGUCAUAAUGGUGAGCCAGGCUGAGAACGCAGACCCACCACAAGAGCUGGUGCUGGGCGGCGAGGAAAGAAGCACAGAAGUGACAGACCUCAGCGAGGACACAGAGUACAAAAUUGAAAUCUUUGGACUAAUUAUGGGAAGACGCUCCAAGUCUGUAAUCCAGGGGGUGAGAACAGAUCUGGGGCCACCCAAAGGCAUACGCUUCUCUGAUGUCACUGACUCAUCUGCUACUGUCCACUGGGCAGUUCCAAGAACCCGGGUGGACAGCUACAAGGUCACAUAUGUGCCAGCUCAUGGAGGAAAUGCUAAGACUCUGACAGUGGAUGGAUCAAACUCGCAGACUGUGCUACCCAACCUGAUACCUGGUGUCACCUACGAGGUUACUGUCAUUGCACUCAAGGCUCAACGAGAGAGUGAGCCUGUGUCAGACAGUGUCACUACUGCUUUAGAUAAACCCCGUGGUCUGACUGCAGUCAAUAUCACAGACACUGAAGUGCUACUUCUCUGGCAGCCUGCCAUUGCUACAGUCGAUGGUUACGUUAUUACCUACAGUGCAGACUCAGUGGCUCCAGUGAUGGAACGCGUGUCUGGAAAUGUGGUGGAGUUUGCGAUGACCACCCUGGUGCCAGCAACACGAUAUACCGUAAAGGUCUAUGCCAUUCGGGAUCUGGCCAAGAGUGCAGUCACUACAACAGAAUUUAUCACUGAUGUGGACGCCCCUCAGGACCUGGCAGCCAGCAACAUCCAGACAGAGUCAGGCAUGCUGACCUGGAGGCCGCCACGUGCUGACAUUACUGGCUACAUCCUCAGUUUUGAGUCUGCUGAUGGCAUCAUCCGGGAGGUGGUUCUCAGUCCCACUGCAGUUUCCUACAACAUGGUUCAGCUCAGCGCCUCAACAGAAUAUUCUGUUAGGCUGCAAGCCAUCGCUGGUCCCAAGAGAAGCAGAGUCAUCAGCACUGUCUUUACGACCACUGGUGUGCUCUACAAAUACCCCAAGGACUGUUCCCAAGCCCUUCUAAAUGGUGACACUACAUCUGGCCUGUACACUAUCUAUCUGGGUGGAGAUGAGAGCCAGCCCCUUCAAGUCUCCUGCGACAUGACCACUGAUGGAGGUGGCUGGAUUAUUUUCCUUAAACGCCAAAGUGGUAGACUGGAGUUUUUCCGUAACUGGAAGAAUUACACAGCUGGCUUCGGUGACAUGAAUGAUGAAUUCUGGCUGGGGCUGUCCAACCUGCAUAAGAUCACAGCAGGAGGUCAGUAUGAGCUGCGAGUGGACCUCAGGGACAAAGGAGAAACAGCUUACGCUCAUUACGACAAGUUCUCUGUCUCCGAACCAAGGACCCGCUACAAAGUCCAUGUUGGGGGAUACAGUGGAACAGCAGGUGAUUCAAUGACCUACCACCAUGGUCGUCCAUUCUCCACGUUUGACCAUGACAACGACAUUGCCGUUACCAACUGUGCUCUGUCAUACAAGGGCGCUUUCUGGUAUAAAAACUGCCACCGUGUCAACCUCAUGGGAAGAUAUGGCGAUAACAGUCACAGCAAGGGCGUCAACUGGUUCCACUGGAAGGGCCACGAGCACUCCAUUGAGUUCGCAGAGAUGAAAGUUAGGCCAUCUAACUUCAGAAACCUGGAGGGACGGAGGAAACGCUCAUAAACGCAUCGCCUACGACAACAACAACAGCAACAUUGCUACUAUUCUUUUUGGACUCCCCACAAAACAUCUCAACCCAGACCGAAACCUCUACCCGCCCUGCAACAACCAAAGCCACUGCCAAGGCCCUUGCUGCUUCCAUGUAGAUCAACACACCCUACUGUUCUCUUACGGGCUCCCUAUACCCCCUGCUGCCUGUGCCAAAAUUUAUAUGCAUGAUGCAAACUGGACUUAAGUGAAACCUGAACCAAUUCUGAGUCACACACCAAAGAGAACAGAACUAUACUAUACUAUAGAAUUAUACCAGACCUGAUUAUCUAAAUCUCUUGUGUUUGCAGCAUUUUUCACAAGGCAUGUGUGCAGCUUGGGCAUCUUAUUAUGUACAGUAAUUAAUUGACCCAUCUCACAAGCUAAGCCAUGUUAAGUUGGUGGAUUUCACAGUUGUUAAUAACGGACGUAUAUGGCGAGCAAAGCACAACAAUGAUUAAAAUUUGGAAAAGAGAUAGCACAAGUCAAAUUAAAGACACACCCCUAAGUUACCCUCCCCCACACCUCCAGCACCACCCCAAACCAUCAUACAUUUCCAUUUGUUGGUCUUUGUGUGACUAAACGUCAUCUCUGUGCCACUUUAUCCUCCCCUGGUUUCCUCACACCCCUCUACAUGAGCUAAUUAAGGAGGGCUGGAUAUCAAUAUGAAAAGGGAAAAACAAAAAGGGUGUAAUGCUUUCCACUCAUUUUGGGAACCCCCAAUUCAACAGCCAAUGUAUUGUGCUUUAAAGGAGACAUAUUGUGGAUUUUUCAGAAUUUUAAACCACUCCCAGGUGCCUUGAAAAAAGGUCCCCGAUAUUACCGUAAUUUCUUGUGUAUAAUACGCACCCCUAAAAUUGACCUCAAAAUUCUGGAAAACACUUCUACCCAUGUAUAAUGCAUUUUUACAAUGCAUGUUUUUGCUUCUACCCAUAUGAGCAAAACAUGAGGUAUCUGUAUUUUGUUCAUUUUUCCAAAUAAUUAUUCUGAAAUUAAGCACUUUAUUUGAACACAUAAUACUUUCUUUUUAUUUACUUGCUCUUGUUUUGAAAUUCACAGCCCUACUUUUAUUUAGUGAAUGCGAAAACACACAGUUGUGCUCAUAUGUUUGAUGACCCAGGCAGAAUUUGUAAGAUGGGUACAAUUCUUUAAAUAAAAUAUGAAGGGCCAGGCGAAACACAUUUUGUCUUAUUUUAAUGGGAUUCAAAUUAAACUGUCAAGCUUUUCAGAAAAGCAUUAUCAUCAAACAAAACAUAACCAUAAAGAAAUUAAUGAUGGUUGUUGUUCAGUCAUCAGUCGUAUUUUAAAAAACAAUAUUUCACAAAUUCUGCCAGGGUAUGUAAACUUACGAGCACAACUGUACAUAUUAUGCAGUCAUACGUAGCCCUGUCAUAUUGGAAUGAAAGUGUAGGCUACACCUUUCUCAUAACCUCUAGGUGGCGGUGGCAUAUUGAAAUGAACGUGUACCGCCUUUUCAUAACCUCUAGAUGUAUAAU